Zonotrichia albicollis (white-throated sparrow) is the source of this 415-nucleotide messenger RNA. The record is from RefSeq and is a predicted model, not a curated record. NCBI's taxonomy places the organism in Eukaryota, Metazoa, Chordata, Aves, Passeriformes, Passerellidae.
AACACGGGGUCCCCAGCCCGGCAGGGGAUGCUCGGGGAGGCGGGAGUCGGGCAGGAGUGGCUGGAGGAAGGGAGGAGCAGUUUUACAGCCGUAAUUCCACUCUUUGGUGAGGCUGGGACAGGCUUCAUUGUCUCUUGCGUUUCUCGGGGGUGCCUGAUGUUAAAAGUCCUGCCAGUGAAGAAUUGCCCUCUUUGGAGUGGAGCACAGAUCCUCCCAGGAGGACGAGGAGCCAUCAGGAAGGGCGAGGAGCCACGGGGAAGGGCGAGGAGCCAUCGGGAAGGGCGAGGAGCCAUCGGGAAAGGACGAGGAGAUAUCGGGAAGGACGAGGAGCCAUGGAGAAGGGCGAGGAGCCAUCGGGAAAGGACGAGGAGCCGUCGGGAAGGGCUGACCAAGGGCUGCUGAGGCCAGCGCCUCC